AUGAUUCCAAAACAGUUAUUAAGUUGUAUUUUUACUUCUUUAUUUUCUGCUUUUUUCCUUUUCCUUUUUCUUUUUUUUCUCUUUUCUUUCUUCUUUUUUCUUUUUUCUUUCUUCUUUUCCUUUUUUUCUUUUUCCUUUUUUCUUUUUCUUUUUUUCUUUUUCUUUUUUCUUUUUCCUUUUUUUCUUUUUUUUUUUUUUCCUUUCUUUUUUUUCCUUUUUUUUUUUUUUUUCUUCUUUUUCCUUUCUUCUUUUUCCCUUUUUCUUUUUUCCUUUCUUCUUUUUUUCCUUUCUUCUUCUUUUUUCCUUUUUCCUUUUUUCUUUCCUUGUUUUCCUUUCUUCUUUUUUCCUUUCUUUUUUUUCCUUUCUUGUUUUUCCUUUCUUGUUUUUUCCUUUCUUUUUUUUUCUCCUUUUUUUCUUCUUUUUCUUUCUUCUUUUUUUUUUCUCCUUUUUCUUUUUUUUUGUCCUUUCUUUUUUUUUCUUUUCUUUUUUUUCUCCUUUCUUGUUUUUUUCUCCUUUCUUGUUUUUCUCCUUUCUUGUUUUUCUCCUUUCUUGUUUUUCUCCUUUCUUGUUUUUCUCCUUUCUUGUUUUUCUCCUUUCUUGUUUUUCUCCUUUCUUGUUUUUCUCCUUUCUUGUUUUUCUCCUUUCUUGUUCUUCUCCUUUCUUGUUUUUUUCUCCUUCUUUUUCUUUGUUUUUUCCUUUCUUGUUUUUUCUCCUUUCUUGUUUUUUCUCCUUUCUUGUUUUUUCCUCCUUUUCUUUUUUUUUUUCUCCUUUCUUGUUUUUUUUCCUUUCUUGUUUUUUUCUCCUUUUUCUUGUUUUUUUUUCCUUUCUUGUUUUUUCUUUCUUUUUUUUUUCUCCUUUCUUGUUUUUCUCCUUUCUUGUUUUUCUCCUUUCUUGUUUUUCUCCUUUCUUGUUUUUCUCCUUUCUUGUUUUUCUCCUUUCUUGUUUUUCUCCUUUCUUGUUUUUCUCCUUUCUUGUUUUUUUCCUCCUUCUUUCUUGUUUUUUCUCCUUUUCUUGUUUUUCUCCUUUUCUUGUUUUUUUCUCCUUUCUUGUUUUUUCCUUUCUUGUUUUUUCCUUUCUUUUUCUUUUUCUUUCUUCUUGUUUUUUUUUCUCCUUUCUUGUUUUUUUCUCCUUUUUCUUGUUUUUCUCUCCUUUCUUGUUUUUCUCCUUUCUUUGUUUUUUUUCUUCUUUCUUGUUUUUUCUCCUUUCUUGUUUUUUUUCUUUUCCUUUCUUGUUUUUUUUCCUUUCUUGUUUUUUCUCCUUUUCUUGUUUUUCUCCUUUCUUUUCCUUUUUUCCUUUCUUGUUUUUCUCUUCCUUUCUUGUUUUUUCCUUUCUUGUUUUUUUCUCCUUUUCUUGUUUUUCCUUUCUUGUUUUUUCUUUUCUUUUUUUCCUUUUUUUUUUCCUUUCUUGUUUUUUCUCCUUUCUUGUUUUUCUCCUUUCUUGUUUUUUUUCCUUUCUUGUUUUUUCUCCUUUCUUGUUUUUUCUCCUUUCUUGUUUUUCUCCUUUCUUGUUUUUUUUUCCUUUCUUGUUUUUUCCUUUCUUUUUCUUGUUUUUUUUCCUUUUCUUGUUUUUUUCUUUCUUUUCUUGUUUUUUCUCCUUUCUUGUUUUUUCCUUUCUUGUUUUUCUCCUUUUCUUGUUUUUCUUCCUUUCUUGUUUUCCUCCUUUCUUGUUUUUCUCCUUUCUUGUUUUUUCCUUUUUCUUGUUUUUCUUCUUCCUUUCUUGUUUUUCUCCUUUCUUGUUUUUUCCUUUCUUUGUUUUUCUCCUUUUCUUGUUUUUUCUCUUUCUUUUUUUUUCUCCUUUCUUGUUUUUUUCCUUUCUUUUUUUUCCUUUCUUGUUUUUUCCUUUCUUGUUUUUUUCUCCUUUUUUUUCUUCUUUUCUCCUUUUUUUUUUUCUCCUUUCUUCUUUUUUCCUCCUUUCCUUUCUUUUUUUUUCUCCUUUUUUUCUUUUUUUCUCCUUUCUUCUUUUUUCCCUUUUCUUCUUUUUUCUUUCUUCUUCUUUUUCCUUUUUCUUUUUUUUUCUUUUCUUUUUUUUUUCCUUUCUUUUUCUUUUUUCUUUUUUCUUUUUUUUCUUUCUUUUUCUUUUUUUUUCUUUUCCUUUCUUCUUUUUUUCUUCUUUUUUCUUUUUUUUCCUUUUCUUUUCAAAAGAUCAGACUGA
Messenger RNA from Acanthosepion pharaonis, 2151 nucleotides. The record is from the annotation of a GenBank genome assembly. NCBI's taxonomy places the organism in Eukaryota, Metazoa, Mollusca, Cephalopoda, Sepiida, Sepiidae.